AUGGGAAUCAUCAUUGUUUUCUCGUCUCUCGUUUCAUCCCCGCCAUGCCUGCCUCUUGGUUCAGCUGAUGAUGAACGGUUGGUUGUGGGAGAUGUGGGAGAGAGAAUAGUGUUUAACGUCACUCCUCGUUUAGAGGUCAAGGGUUCUCCUGGGUUGAAUCAAGAAAUAACCUAUCAAUAUGCCAGGAUACAUAUCCAUGGAUAUCAAAGGUAUCUCCUCAUGUAUAAGGACUAUACACAUUCACUCAAGCUAAAUUUUGAAGCCUCAGCUGCUGGGAAAACAAGUAAAAUACACAUUUGCUGCUCUUUGGCUGUGUCUCCUGAAGUUGGUAUGUGCCCUCAUCAUCUCUGGAAGGAAGCUAUUAACGGCUCAUGGACUGCGAGAAUGUCACCAUUUGACUACAAAAUAUGCGAUGUAAGAGUAGUGAGCUCAUCUGCCAAUGUCACUCUGGAAGUGUCCAGCGUAGUUGAGUCGUUGAUGUAUCGCCCACUGUUCUUAAUCAUUGGUACCAUCUUACUGCUUUGGGCUUCUCCACUGAGUAGAUCAUUUGCAUUUUACUGCACUUGUUCUUUCACUGUUGGUCUUAUCCUUGUCUUCUUGCUUCUCCUCUUUCAGAUUAUUAAGCUUCUACCGACUCGACGGAGAUUUUUGGCAUUUUUCAUAUAUUCAUCUCUGGUUGGUGUAACUUAUGUCAUUCUUCCCCACAUACCCGGUUUCUUUCAAGGUGUGCCAAGAGCGUUGGGGUUCGAUGAUGAGAGUAAUGUGCUGUGUUGGUUGCUUUGUCUACAAUUCAUAGGAAUACAUUGGGGAUUUUUGGCUAUGCAUUCACCACUUCUCAAGGCUCAAGAUGGCUCCAUUGACAAUAGCACAUCAGUGUUUAUUUCGUGGUGCAUCUCUAUUAUGUCUGCGCUUUUGAUUCUUCAGAGUUCAGAAGAUCUUUUACUUGCUGGGGGAGCCUUGAUAUUUGUGAUUGUUAUGUCACCCAUAUUAAGGAGGAUCACCAUAUUGAUUUUCCCACAACAAAUUGUAAUGUAUUUACUGCUACGAACCCGGAAUGGAAUUAGAUACGCUGUUGGACAAAAUGGAUGGGCUAUGAUCCUUGACUUCAUGUUUUACAGAACACCCUGA
Molecule: messenger RNA, 1128 nt
Organism: Microthlaspi erraticum
Lineage: Eukaryota; Viridiplantae; Streptophyta; Magnoliopsida; Brassicales; Brassicaceae
Source: the annotation of a GenBank genome assembly